Molecule: messenger RNA, 1422 nt
Organism: Capsicum annuum
Lineage: Eukaryota; Viridiplantae; Streptophyta; Magnoliopsida; Solanales; Solanaceae
Product: probable isoprenylcysteine alpha-carbonyl methylesterase ICMEL1
Source: RefSeq, a predicted model, not a curated record
CAUAUGACAAACACAACAUGUGUAACCCCAAACUAAUCAUGGUCCACCCUUUCAACUUUGUUGCCACCUUUCUUUCUUCUUCUCCUCCAAAAUCCAAACUGUCAAAAUACAAAAAAAAUUCUCAAAUCCCUAUGAAAUCAAUAAUUCAUGGAGAUAAGAGAAUCUUGAUCCACCCCACCCUCACACCCCCCACCCCAGCCCGCCCAACCCAUAACUAACUUUAACCACACACAAACAACCCAACAAAAAAUACAACUCAUUUUUCACUUUUUCGUCAAUCAAAAUCGAAUCUUGAUUACAUUAUUUUCUUGUUUUUUUCCCUCAAAAAUCAAAUCUUUUUCUCUUUCCAAGAUAACUUUGUCUUCUUGUUAAGGUAAAUCAAGAUUACAAACGUAGAAAAUCGAACCAUUACCAAUAAUGUAGGAAUUCAAAACAGACAGACAAUCAAUUGAGCGACUAAGAUUCUCGAGAUUAUCAAAGCACUUGUACCUCACCAAUUGUUAAAAAAUUAAAUCCUCCUUCUCCAAGAUUAUAGGUUUUUUCUUUUCUAUACUUGGGGGUAAGGGAAAUCGGGAUUACAAGGUGGGAAAUCGAACACUCAUCAACCACGACCACGUGGGAUUCAGUUAGAUAAUCAAGUGAGCUACUAAGAUUUUCGAGAUUAUCAAAUCACUUGCACCCCACCAAUUGUUAAAAAUCAAAUCUUUGUUCUUUUUUUUCCUCCAAGAUUGUAUAUUCUUUCUUCUCUUUUAUUGGAGUAAGGGAUAUCGGAAUUACAAGGUGGGAGUCGAGAAUUCAGAUAAACAAUCAACUGAGCUAUUAAGAUUUUCGUGUAUCAUCUUUAUUAUUAGCUAAUUGGGGUUUAGACAAUCAACUGAAUUACUAAGAUUCCCGAGAUUAUCAAUGCAGUCACAAAGUCUUCUUCCUAUAUCUAACCCCAGUUCACCACCAUCACCAUCCUGUGCUAUUACUACUACUACUGACACAAUGUUACUAACACCAGAGCCCCAUAUUAUAUCCUCACCUUCUUCAUCAACCAUACUCUUUGUACAAGAUGAUGAUAAUGUGUCCAAGAUUGAGAAAAAACCACUUCUUUCUAGAGCAUUUAGUUAUACAUCAUCGUCAUCCUCGUCCUUGUCCUCGUCCUCUAGCUCUGUUAAGCAGCAGCAGCAGCAGCAGAGGAGGCGUUGUGUUGGGAGUGAAAACUCACUUUUGUCUGGAGCUGUUGGGAGUUGUCGUCGAGAUAUGGGAAGGGCUGCUAAUGAUACUUAUGUUGUAACUAGGCUUAGCUUUAAACUCCUGCGAUAUCUCGGGGUAGGCUACAGAUGGAUGGUCAGGUUUCUUGCCCUUGGCUGUUAUGCUGUGCUACUUAUACCUGGUUUUAUUCAAGUUGGAUAUUACUAUUUCUAUUCCAGUCAAGUG